AUGUCUCGUUCUCUCGUCGGCGCCGCCCUGGCGCUCUCCUGGCUGGCCCAGACGCCGCUGGCAGCUGGCAGCGCGAGCAGCGGGGGCUGGUACGAACAGAAGCCGACCUGCACAGGCUUCAACUCGCUGUGCGGCGACGGUUUUCAUUGCACGGUCGACAUGGGGGACUGCCGGGACGGACAGUGCUACACCAUGAUGGGCGCCCCCACAGCGUGCGCUCCGGCCGUGAUGGGCUGCAACGAGAUGGACACGAAGGCCGCCGAGGGAGGCUGCUGCCCCGAGGGCACGCUGCCCGCGGGGCCCGGCAGCUGCGUGGAGGUCAGCUGUGAGAGCAAGCUCCAUUACCACUGCGGCAGCGAUGCCUCUGCGGCGCCCGCCUGCGCAGAGGAGCCCACGGCACCAGCGGAGCUGGGCGCGAGCAUCACCGGCACGGUGACCAGGUGCGCCAAGGGCAGCGCGGUGUGCUACGCACUCGACAUCCAGCCCUUGUCUGGGUCGUGGGAGUGGGUCUACCAGGAGAAGGACAGGCUGUACCUCGCGCGCGGCUGCGACUCGGACCCUGGCCCGGACCCCGCCUCGGACCCUGCCCCCAUCAGCGGCGCCGCGGGCAGCCACGGGCUGGUGGCGCUGCUGCUCCCGGGGCUGCUGCUGCCUGCCGCGAGGCUGCUCUCCGCCGCGUAG
This is a messenger RNA of Prorocentrum cordatum, 681 nucleotides long. NCBI's taxonomy places the organism in Eukaryota, Dinophyceae, Prorocentrales, Prorocentraceae. The record is from the annotation of a GenBank genome assembly.